This is a messenger RNA of Scutellospora calospora, 328 nucleotides long. The record is from the annotation of a GenBank genome assembly. Lineage: Eukaryota; Fungi; Glomeromycota; Glomeromycetes; Diversisporales; Gigasporaceae.
UUCCUAAUAUUCAAAAUGCAAAUAUAUCAGAUAAUUUUCUGUUAAAGAAGGAUGAGUAUAUUUUUGUUUUAUAUAGUGAAACUAUGUGUGUCAGAAAAGUUAUAGCAUUAUAUUUUGAAAGCUAUAAUAACCAUUAUUAUACAGAUGAACCUGUUAUAGAUUUGAAUAAUAUUUCUUAUAUUUCGUUACAUGGUUAUUUACCUAUUCAUUUUGAUUUGUUUAGCGAUGUUUUAAAGGAGGGUUGUAUUCUUUUAACACAUCAUUUAGCUUCUAAUAUUGUUUAUUAUAUCGAUAAAUUAGGAGUAUCAAUUGAUAGAAAUAUUUUAAG